AUGUCCAUCGUGAAGACGGCGGACGGCGCCAGACUCACCAUCCAGGGUCGGCUCUAUUGGAAUGAGACGCAAUCGCCUCGACAGGGUCUUCGAAACACGGACAGCCGGGGCGCUUCGGAGGCCCUCAUCGACCGCUUCUUUCCCAAGACUACGCCUGACAGUGCUGCAUCGUCGCCCAUGGACUUUUACGAUGCCGCGCAUGUGCCCUCUGCAGACGAAACAGACGACACACUUUCCUCCGUGCCGGGGCUGGAGGCUACGUUGUUCCCGUAUCAGCGCAGAAGUCUCAAGUGGCUGCUCAGGCGUGAGGGCGUGCGAUGCACGGCAGCCGGAACAGUUGUGCGCGAUGAGCAGACCGCCUCGCCGAUCACCGACAGCUUCAGGCUCAUAAGGGAUACGCAAGGCCAACCGGCCUAUGUCAGUGACGUUAUGCAGACCAUCGUCCGAGACACUGUGCACUAUCGGCAAAUAGAAACUGCGAUGAGAGGUGGUAUCUUGGCGGAAGAGAUGGGUCUGGGCAAGACGCUGGAGAUCAUCGGCCUGGUGCUGAUGCAUCCCCGACCAGAUCCAGAACCAGGAGACGGCCCGCCCAGUGGAGGCACGCUGCUCGUGGUCCCUCAGUCUUUGAGGGAUCAGUGGGUGUCGGAGAUCGCGCGCCAUGCCCCGAUACUCCAGGUCGAGAUCUACAACGGGUGUGCCAAGUCACAGCCUGACAACGACGAUGCCUUGGUGAAGCGGCUGUCCAGCAGUGACGUUGUCAUCACAACCUACCACGUGUUGCAGUCAGAAGUCCACUUUGCCCGGGAACCUCCUCAGCGGUCACGCCGCACUGAACGCAAGUAUGAGCGACCGAAAUCCCCUCUGGUCAGGAUCAACUGGUGGAGGCUAUGCAUCGACGAAGCGCAGAUGAUCGAGAACGGCCUCAGCAACGCGGCCGAAACAGCGCGUGCCAUACCUCGCGUCAAUUCCUGGGCGAUCACUGGCACGCCCCUGAAGAACGACGUUUCGGACCUCUUCCACCUGUUGACCUUCCUUCGGUAUGAGCCCCUCACCACGCCGACUGUCUGGAAGUUUCUCGUGAAAGAGUACAAGCCUGUUCUGCAAAGCCUAGUUGGGACGAUAGCCAUCAGACAUACGAAAUCGCUUGUGCGCCACGAGAUAGCGCUGCCUCCCCAACACCGCUUCGCCAUCAGCGUGCCCUUCACCGCCGUCGAGGAGCAGCAUUACCAGUCGCUCUUCAAGCAGAUGACUGAAGCUUGCGAUGUUGAUGAGCAGGGCAAACCCAUUGUAGAAGACUGGAAACCCUCGGUCUACGAGGAGGCCAUGCGAACCUGGCUCAACCGCUUGCGUCAGACAGCACUGCAUCCAGAGAUUGGCGCGUACAGCAGACGGGUGUUAGGCCACAGCAACCGUCCCAUGCGGACUCUUGAUGAAGUUCUCCGGGCCAUGAUUGAACAAAGCGACAAUGGCAUCAAGGCGCAUCAUCGCUCUAUCCUCGGUAGCAGGCUGACCCGCGGCCAGCUGUACGAGAAUUCGCCGCGCGUACGCGAGGCACUGUCGAUCUGGACAGCGGUAAGGGAGGAGGCUGCUGCCAUGGUAGCCGAAGCCAGGGCAGGCCUUUCUGAGGCUAGCGCGCACUCCUCUCGUGCAGACAAAUCAGCGUCGUCGCUUGACAUGGAUUCGACCGAUGAUGAGUCUGUCGACAACAAGGGCGCGGUUCGCGCCGAGUGGCGACGCAAACUUCGACAGGCUUUGGAGACGCAGCACAAGGCAGUGUUCUUCUGCGCCAACGCCUACUUCCAGAUUCGAGAGAACACGGAAAUGACGGUGCCAGAGAGCGCGGACUUUGAGAAGCUCAAGGAGGCGGAAGACCAGGCAUACGAAGAGGCGAAACUCAUCCGAAAGGAGCUCCUCAAGAGCAGCCACCACAAAGCAAGUGGUACUAUGCAAAAGCUCUCGGAGAUGGCCACCCGCCAAAAGUUCACCGAAAUCGCCGAGUUGCCCACGGAAUUGCAUGGUGGGAUCGAGAGUAGCCGCGUUGCCGGCGAUCUGGAGGCCCUCCACGGUGCGAUGAAUGAACAAGCCAAUGUAAUUGACCAAUGGCGCGAGCACGCCGUUCAGCUACUGCUCAAGCCUCUGAUGGAUCAAGACGAGGACCCUGGCCUGGAGACUACGGGUGAAGAGAUGGGGGAUGCCGCGAAAAUGCAGGAAGAACUGAUUGUCUACGUUCAGGCCCUUGGUGCCGCCAUCGCCGACCGUCAAGAUGCCAUGAGUGGCCAGCCACCGAACGAGUUGGUGAGCUACGAGACGAAGCAGGCGAUACGACUGGCGAGAGAAGGAGGCGGGCCCAUGCCCGACAAGCUCCUUGAGCUGAUGCAGAUCCGGCAGCAGGUCAACCCUCGUGUGGCCGACUUUAGCAUGAGAGGGGCUCUUGCGGAUCUUCGCAGCUUGGCCACUCGUCUGAGCAAGGAGAGCAGCCAAACGGACCGGGUCCGUAAUGAGCACGCCAUCGCGGCCGCCAUGCUCAAGGCCACGCAGACGGCGCUCACACAGCAGAACAAGGCGGCGACAGCCCUCGAGUCUGAGCUCGAGUCGUUCCGUGACACGAUGAAUGCACGGCUGGAAUACUACCGACAGAUGCAGAGCGUUUCCGACAGCGUUCUGCCCUAUGAAGGACCCAAGACCGAGGAUGCGGCCGAGCGGAUGCUGAAGUAUGAAGAAGAUCUGACGCAAAAGCUGGCUUCUGCCAAGUCCAAACACCGGUACCUACUCAACCUCAAGGACACGGGUACCAAGUCGGACGAGGGCCGCCUUUGUGUCAUUUGCCAAACACACUUUGACAUUGGCGUCCUGACUGUGUGCGGGCAUCAGUUCUGCAAGCCUUGCAUGAAGACCUGGUACAGGGCUCAUCGCAAUUGCCCGGUGUGUAAGACUCACCUUUUGCCCUCCUCCCUACACGACAUUGUCUUCAAGUCUCAGGAACUGAAGCUGCAUGGGACCGAGAACGAACACGCCAAAGCCGGACAGGCAAGCCCCGAGGGCACCUCGGGUAUUCUGGAGAAGGGCACCAUCUACUCCCAAUUCGACGCCGCCAAGCUGUCCGAGAUACAGGACAUUGAUCUCGAAGGACCGUCCUACACGACCAAGGUCGACACCAUCGUGCGCCAUCUACUAUGGCUGCGGCAGAGCGAUCCCGGAGCCAAAUCCAUUAUCUUCUCGCAAUACAAGGAUUUCCUCAAAAUUCUGUCCACGGCAUUUGACGCGCACCGGAUCGGCUUCUCCUCCAUCGACGCAAAGGGUGGUAUUGAACGCUUCAAACAGGACCCGGCCGUGGAGGCCUUUUUGAUGCACGCUCGAGCUCACUCGAGCGGACUGAAUCUAGUCAACGCCAACAACGUCUUCCUCUGCGAGCCUCUCGUGAACACGGCGCUCGAGCUGCAGGCGAUUGCCCGCGUCGACCGCAUCGGGCAGCAGCACGAGACAACGGUGUGGCUGUACGUGACGCAGGGCACCGUGGAGGAAAGCAUCUACAGCCUCAGUGUGGAGAGGCGCCUGGAGCACGCUGCCCGUGCCGUCGUCAACGGCAAGGGGAAGGAGAAGGCAGGGUCGCUGGACGAAACCCUCGAGGCGGCCAACACGCUGGAGAUGGAGCAGGCUGCCCUCACUAAGCUGAUGAGCAAGGACAGGACGGCUGGCGAGAUGGUUGACAAGAAUGAUCUAUGGCAGUGUCUGUUUGGGCACGUUGCCAAGAAUGGGGCGCCCACAGGCGAGGAGGAGGCCAUGAACAAUUGA
Molecule: messenger RNA, 3792 nt
Organism: Emericellopsis atlantica
Lineage: Eukaryota; Fungi; Ascomycota; Sordariomycetes; Hypocreales; Bionectriaceae
Product: SNF2 family N-terminal domain-containing protein
Exons: 2
Coding region: 1-3792 (1263 amino acids)
Biological process (GO): DNA damage response; protein polyubiquitination
Cellular component (GO): nucleus
Molecular function (GO): ATP binding; ATP-dependent chromatin remodeler activity; ubiquitin protein ligase activity
Source: RefSeq, a predicted model, not a curated record